AUGAGACUCCCGCUCUACCUAGUUGUAUCAAUAGCCGGCAUUCAGGCAUAUGGAGGCCAUAUUACCCUUUUCCGGCGCGGAGACUGCCAGCCCUCAUUAGCAAACGAAGGUGGAAGUGUUCUCGAGAUUUCUGCCGAGAACGAAAUUUGGUGCGCCCCGAUCGACGAUGUCUUCCAGUCUGCGGUCUCAUACUACAACACUGGCCUGCCCUGCGAGUUCCGUCUCUACAACAGCCACGUCUGCUCCCUGGACUCCCUCAGUCACACCAUCCGCACGGAGAACCCCACAGGCAAGUGCCUGAGCGCCACGGGCUCGUCCGGGCGGUACAUGGCAGUGACUGCGCUCUGUGGACCUUCGUUUCCGGGUGGCACCAAACGCAAACUAAUCAAUGAGGCGAGAGAGGGUGAGCAGCAUGUACUGUCAUCAGAGGCGCUGACCAACGAGGAGACCACUUCCGAUAUUGACAAACGUGCCGGCUUUGAAUGGUGGCACCGUCUGACCAACUACCUGGGCCAGAGAUUUGUCCGCUUACGCCCCAAUCGACCCGUGAUGAACGACUACGCGGAGACCCACCACAUCCUGACGACGCACACCGCAGAGCUACCGACGGCGAUUCUCACGCCAACCGCAGCGAUGACGAUUGCCCAACAGAUCGUCAACGACAAUUGGGGCAAUACGGGCUGGGCGGCGUACCCAAUCCACCGCGUGGGAACACACAUCAUCUACGUGGAUUUCCUCGGCCAGCGGGUUCACCGCGCUGAUGGUUCCUUCUUCCGGGUGCCUUUGUGGCGGCUGGUCCAGGAGUUGCAGACCGAUCGUAUUCAUCAAAUGUUGAUGGACGGCUUCAUGACGAUGCGGUUGAGUGGUCGGAACACGUACUCCGCUGAAUUCAAGUUCCUCUAUGGCGACGAAGUCUCACUCAUCAUCGAGAUUCAUGUGGAGUAG
This is a messenger RNA of Aspergillus aculeatus ATCC 16872, 945 nucleotides long. RefSeq lists its product as uncharacterized. The transcript has a single exon. Lineage: Eukaryota; Fungi; Ascomycota; Eurotiomycetes; Eurotiales; Aspergillaceae. The record is from RefSeq and is a predicted model, not a curated record. Bases 1 to 945 code for a protein of 314 amino acids.